UUUGCUUACAUAAAGAAAAUUCUUUUUUUUGUGUAAGCAAAUUAUGUCUGUUUAAGAUUAUAAAUUUUACCAGGAAGAUUUUAUAUUCUUGCUUAAUAUGAAACAAUGAAUUGUUAAUUUGAUACUAUUUUUUUUCUGUGUAGCGUUAAGAGCGCCGUAUACCGGAGUUACUACAUAAAAAAAGAGUGUUCUAUCAGUUUAAAACAUCGCGAGAAAACGUCAUUUUUCAAUCUAAACUUCCAAGAACAGUCAUUCAUAAAUUAAACGGCCGGUUUUCAUAGUUCUUAUGGGAGUCAGCUUCACGCGGAUGACAUUUAAUCUCCGGAAACUCUGACGGCGUUUCGUAGGCGAACAGCGCGAUCGCGAGCUGAGGCGAAUCGCGCAUAAUAGCGCCGGUUUCCCUCACAACCAAUGGCAAAGUCACGAUCCUUUCACUGUCAUUAUGCGCUCGGGAUCUCUCUUUCUCUCUUUCUUUCUCUUUCUUUCUGCCUCGCCGGGCGCUUUCGUGCGAUGUUGUCGUCGUCGCAUCGGCAAAUUGUCGCUGACCCCGUAUAAUUUGUGAUCGUAAAUGCGUCAAUCCCACUUUGUUCAGGCAUGCGAGACCCAAUAGUGACAAUGGCGUAACUAACGUCGCGUAAUAAAUUUUGUGACGAGAAACGUUAGUAUUAUGCGAUAAAUAUUUUGAUUAUUUCCUUAUAACGGGACACGUUCUGGUAAUUUCGCAAUUUCGUUUGUCGCAUUGAAUUAAGCAACGUGAAACGCAAAGUGGGCCGGUCGCGUACGAUUUCUGUGUACCAAAUGAGCUGAGAAAAACUAUGAAGAACCCUACGAAAACAGCUGGACACGAUCCAUUUGGACGUUUUCGAAAGUUUCAUAAUUGAUAGCAAACACACGGUGUGCUAUGUGGAAAGAAGCGAAAUCUCUGAAGACGACACUCUAAGUUAGGAACAACUCACACAUAGUUUAGUCAAGUUAGAUUUUUAACAUGAUACGAAUUAUUUAAUUUCGAGCCAGCGCAUAUUUAUACACAAAUACUUUAUUACAUGAAAAUAUAAUAGUAAGCGAUUUUAUUAUAACGAGGAUUAUUCUUGAGCGCCAGUGUACAUACAAGUAAAAUUUGUUUAGAAAUAUUUAUGUUAAGCAUUAUCGUUAUUCCACUCUCGGCUACACAAAAAAAAAUUUGCAUCAAAUCAGAAAUUCAUUCAACAACAUUUGUUUUCCCUAACAGCACGAGAUAUCGUAUUAAUAUUCUAGAAUAUUCUAGAUAUCGUACGAAUAUUCGUACAAUAUCGUACAAUAUCGUAUGAUAUCGCACGUAUAUUUGUACGAUAUCACGUGCUGUCAGGGUUGUUUUAUGUAUAAGCAAGAAUAUAAAAUCUUGAAAGAAUUUGAUCUUAAACAUAAUUCGCUCACAUGAAGAAACGAAAUUUUUUCAAAUGAACAGUGAAUUGUUUAUUCGAUACUAAUGUUUUUUCUGUGCACCCGAUGCGCGAUUUAUCACAAAGCGCGCCGAUAUUUUUAAUGAGUUAUCUGGAAAAAAGGAUCAAGACUUUCUAUUCAUAAUGGCCACGGCGCGCCUACUCGAAUGCCUAUCGCGGACUUGGGAGCAAGCGCGCGGCUGUCGAAAAGUAAAAGACGGCAUUAACGAGCUGAAAAAAAAAAGUGCACACAGGAAAUAAUACAUCAUUUAUCCCAAAGAGUCAUUGCCGCGUGAGUUCCGCAUUCACCUCACGUUUCCCAUCUCGUCCACGUUCGGCUUGUAGAUUGGCUUGUUUUACUUCUCGAUCAUUAAUAAGCGUGGUAAUUCAGUAUCGGUAAUUUCUCCCUCGUCUCUCCCUCUCUGCCGCGGUCUCGACGGGGGAGAAAUAACGGGGGAUUCCCCCGGCGACGCGACGCGCACGGAGCGAGCCGCUCGCUCGCUCGGCUCGGAAUUCGACGACGGGCCCUUCACGUACCCCCAAAUGAACCUCGACACUUGGUAAGUCUACCUACAAGGUGGUGGGCAGGCAGGUAUUCCGGAGCAGGUUGCUCGGAUCCACCGUGCGCGUUCGAGCAGUCGCGCGUCGGCCUCUCACCGCGCAACGUUCCGCUCUUCUCUCGAGUGCACGCCACGAGCAGCGGCUAACAAACACGUUUUCCCUCGCCGUACCCAUCUUUUAACUAACGAACAAGGUAACGAACGAAGGCGGGAUUUCCGCAUUGGCCGUCGGCGAAACGCAAACACCGCACGCACCGGACGCGCGCCGAUCCUGCGGAGCGGCCCGCGAGGGUAAUGCGAAGGACGCGGCUCACGAGGAUCACGCGGAUACACGCGACGAUUUAAAAACCGGCUGCGUGGGAAACUUCUGCGAUGGACCGAUGAGACGGCAGGACGGACGCGUGACAUGAGAGAACGGCUGCGAAAAUGAUGAGGAGGAGCGGCAUGAACGGACGAGGAGUCGGCGACAACGGCGAAGGAGCGCUGGUCCUGCUCCUCGUCGCAUUGACUCCUGUUAUCUGCUCCGCCGGAAUCCUGGACCCUUGGCAGUGGGCGCGCAGCGAUCGGAUCGAAGUCAACAUACCUUGGCUGCCUUUCGAGAACGAGACGCGCUGCUACGACGAGCUGGGCUGCCUGAACAUCACCAGGAGCUGGUACCACCUCAUUCAUCGACCCCUCAACGUUUUCCCAUUACCGCGAGAAGUCAUCAAUACCAGAUUCAUCCUCUACACAAAUAAGAAUCCCCUGGACGGUCAAAUACUAAAAGUGGCCAAGGAUAAAUCCAUUGAAAAUUCCAACUUCAAUCCUAAACGAAAAACCAAAUUCAUUAUACAUGGCUUUAUAGACACUCCGCUCAGCAACUGGGUCAAGGAAAUGAGAAGCGAGUUGCUGGUGCACGGCGACUACAACGUUAUCGUGGUCGACUGGGCUGGUGGGAGUCUACCCUUGUACACCCAAGCGACGGCGAAUACGAGGCUGGUCGGACUCGAAUUAGCUCAUCUCAUCAAGCACUUGCAAACAAAUUACGGCCUGGAUCCGAACGAUGUGCACUUGAUUGGGCACAGUCUCGGUGCCCACACGGCCGGUUAUGCGGGCGAUAAAUUGGGCGGCAAUAUCGGGCGCAUCACCGGGUUGGAUCCCGCGGAACCGUACUUCCAAGGAAUGCCGAGCCAUCUUCGCCUGGAUUAUACGGACGCCCGACUGGUCGACGUGAUUCACACGGAUGGAAAGAGCAUAUUUUUCUUAGGCCUUCCAGGGUACGGGAUGAGCCAGCCUUGCGGGCACCUGGACUUCUACCCGAACAACGGCAAGGAGCAGCCAGGAUGCACGGAUCUGAGCGAGACCACGCCGUCGCUGCCGCUCACCCUGAUACGCGAGGGCCUCGAGGAGGCCUCGCGCGUCCUGGUCGCCUGCAACCACGUGCGCGCGCUCAAACUCUUCAUCGAGAGCAUCAACUCCAAGUGCCAGUACGUGGCGCACGAGUGCUCGAGCUACGCGAGCUUCCAGCGGGGCGAGUGCUUCUCCUGCAAGAGCAACAACAGCCUGAGCUGCGCCGUGAUGGGCUACCACGCGGACACCAGCCCGGCGCUGGUGAAACGCCAGGCCAUGGGGCAGGACGUCUCGUCCUUGCUGGGCUCCAAGUUUUUCUUCAUGACCGGCAAGGAGGAUCCGUAUUGCAGAAGACAUUACAGAAUCACCAUCAACCUCGCCCGACCGCCGACCGCGGAGAGCUGGGUGCAGGGCUUCAUGAAAGUCACUCUCCACGCCGACAAAGGCGUGAUACGCAACAUGGAUCUCACGCCCAGCGGUUACAUGAAACUGGAGCAUGGAUCGACCGCGCGGAUGGUCGUGGCUCAUCCGACCGGUUCCAUCGGCAACAUCGGCAAGAUCAGGCGAGUCGAGCUCUCCUGGGUCUACGACAUGGACGUGCUGCAGCCUAGAUCCCUGUGCUUCUUCUGGUGCAACGAUCACCUAUACGUCAACAGCGUCAAAGUGGACGCCAUGGACCUUCCAGGCAGAGGAAAACGGGAGGCGGAUUUCUCCAGCAGGCUCUGCUCGGCCAGCAGACAAGAGUACGCGGAGAUCGCGAGCGGAUCCACCGCCACGUUCGUCGACAAUUGCUGACGAUCCGUUCCGCGGCGGGAAAUCGCAUCUUUCGAGCGCGUCGUAUAAUUAUAAAACGCUGAGCAGCUGUUUUCAUUGCAUCCGGAGGCGGUACUCGAAAGUCGGACGAAGAUGAUGAUGAUGAUGAUAAUGAUGAUGACGAUAAUGAUGAUGAAACAAACGAGAGAAUCGGCGGCAGUCCCUCGUAAUCCUCGUAAUUCCUUUCGCCAACGAUACGCGCGAGAGGCGUUUUAUGCGUUUGGCUCUUUUUCUAUUUAUCGCGAACGAUCUGCCGCUUUCUUCAAACGGGGUCUUCCAGACCUCGACGCUACCAAUUAACACUUCCACGAGGCCCGACGAGACGAUCUGACGCAAUUCGCCGCUUUAUGACACGCCUACAAUCAUCGAGUUCCUAGAGAUCUGUCCCGUCGGCGAAGAUUAGAUCCUAAUAAUUGCGUCUGAUAAUUGAGACGCGGCUAAAUUGCGAGAACAUUCGCAGGAAGUGAAAUUCUUGACGAACAGAUGUUUAGAUGUAAAUCAGACGAGCUAUGAGCCGUUUGCUUCUGACGGAAAAGUCUAACACUUCUCGCUAUGCAAUUUUUUUUCUCUUUUUGGUAACGAUUUCUUCAGUAUUAGUAUUGAUCAAUUACUAUGUACAUGUUGUAUAUAACAGUAGACAUAACGCAUUAAAAUUAAUUUCUUAUGGAUGUGAUUAUUGCCAGAGUCUUCAGGAAAACUUCAGUGAUCGUUAACGUAAGGCUUCUAUUAAGCCGUCGAUCUAUGUAUUAUAUACAUUAAUAUACAAUUAUUCCUUUUUUGUAUAACGAUAUGGAUUAUCGUAUUGUCUCUUGCGAUACAAAUAUGAUGAUAGGUUGUGAUAUUCUCUUAUAACUUAAGAAUCAUGAAACAAAAAAUUGCAAAAUGCGGUGAUUCAAAGACGACAAACUAUACUGCUAUUUGCUCAUAGUCUUUAUAAAUAAAGUGUACAAAACAUGUGUAAUGAAAAGGCAAUUCUUGUUAGUGAUAGGAAUAUUCCGAGCUAUUUUUUACCUGUAUAGAUUGUUGCAUUGUAAAAUAAAGUUUAUUAGUUGUAUGGAUACUAUAUUGCACAAAAAUAAAAUGGGGAUAUUUUUUAUAAAAUAUACGUGAGAUUUAUGUGUGUCGUGGAAGUUUGUGUAGUGUUACUCUUGUCAUUUUUUGGAGAUUUCGGGGGGAAAUCGAAGAAACACACUUGCGACUACAGCUUGCUAUAAUCUUUCGCAGUGUUUACUCCUCGAUAAAACGCUUUACACGCUUUAAUCCGUCACUUAUACAAAAAGAUUAUCGUGGAGCGUAGCUAUACACGGUAACAUAUGAUUCUCCUUUUUUUUUAUCUUACACGAGAUUCAACAAUGAUUGAGUAAAAAAGCCGUCCACGUUUGUUCGACGCGGUAACAAGGGAUUGGUAAAA
Messenger RNA from Solenopsis invicta (red fire ant), 5531 nucleotides. Its product is annotated as pancreatic triacylglycerol lipase. The transcript is spliced from 10 exons. Lineage: Eukaryota; Metazoa; Arthropoda; Insecta; Hymenoptera; Formicidae. Gene Ontology annotation, molecular function: triacylglycerol lipase activity. Gene Ontology annotation, biological process: lipid metabolic process. The record is from RefSeq and is a predicted model, not a curated record. The coding region runs from base 2405 to 4102 and encodes 565 amino acids.